GGAGGGAAGUGGUUCCAAGCGGUGAGCGGGAACACGCGCCAGAUGAAGCCCGCAAGGACGCAGCAGCAGGAGGAAGACGAGCGAGAAGAAAUGGGAAGAGGCGAGAGGACGAUGGCGGUGGAAGAGCGUGCGAAGACAAGUUGAUGGAUUUGAUUCCCAGAGUAUUUUUAGCAGGAAUCGCGACUCUUUGAAGGGAAGAGGGAAAACUUGGCGGGAAGACGGACGGACCUGCUUUGUUUUGGUCUUACCCCUCAGGACAAGACCGUCCCCCCCUUCUCUCAGUCCAUGUGUUAGCAUCUUUGUAGCUGCGUGAUGAAGCUUUGCCGGGUAAAUCCGCUCAGGGGCGGCGGUGGGGGUUGAGGACAGGCGAGCACGUGGAAGUCAAGGUGGUCGGAGCGAGCCAGCGAAGCGGGGGUCCAGACUACCAAUGAGCCGCCUCCGCGAGUCCAAUUAAAGCCGCUCGUCAUCCUGCCGACGAUCCGAUCGCCGGCUUGAAAGGCAGAGACGCUCAGACGGAACUAAGAGGAAGACGAAAGGACAAGCGAGAGUCUGUGAUGCGUUCCGGUCGGCAGCCUCCGCUCCCGUCUCGUUGAUUUAAUUACAUUCUCAUCUCACGUUUGGACACCUCCCUCAUUCCGCCCCCACCCCCUUCAUUCUUUUCUUUUCUGCAAGCCCUCUGUGGUUUGUAUUCCGUCCCUCCUUCCCUCCCUCCUUUUUUGCGUCGCGCACCGUCUCAUCCUCUCUUGCUCUCUGUCACACAAACUGCGGUGGGAGCUCGCCUCGCAGCCUCCGCGUUCGGAGCAGUUUUUCUUUCUGCUGAGUCGGACCAUCGGCGACGUCUCGGAUCAGGAUAGCGGCAAAGAUGACCAACAAGUCCCCUGUGCCGAGUUAACCGCCGUAAAGAUAUCAGAGGGCGUCUUCCCGACCAGUAUCCGGGUGUGGAUUACAGGAGUGGAUUUGCCCUGGAGCUUCAUGUGGGCCCCAGCCCCCGAGGUCGGGCUGGGAAAUGAAGCCGUUCCCGUGGUUGUAGCAGCACUGUGGGCGGCCAUGGCCCAAGAGGGGCGCUGUCUCCGGCGGGGAUCCCCGGCUGUAACCAGAAGGGGCGGCGACGGGCGUCCCGCCAGGCCGAGCGUGGCUCGGGUCACUUCCACUCUCUUGUCAAGGACACGCCUCCACGGCCUGAGGCAAGUUUGCGUCCCCGGUGGCUCUGUGGGCCGCCGGGUCUUCUGGCUGCUGGCCUUCUGCACCUCCCUCGGGUUCCUUCUGUCCUGGUCGUCCAACCGCCUGCUCCAUUGGCUCUCUUUCCCGACUUACACACGGGUCCACACCGAGUGGGCCAAAGAACUGGCCUUCCCCGUGGUCACCAUCUGCAACAACAACCCCAUCCGCCUCUACAAGCUCACCAAGAGCGACUUGUACUUUGCCGGCCACUGGUUGGGCCUGCUGCUGGCCAACCGGACCGUCAGGCCCAUGGUGCUGGACUUGCUCCAGGAGGACCGCCUGGCCUGGUUCGGGAAGCUUUCGGACUUCCGCCUCUUUCUGCCCCCCAGGAACUUCGAAGGGACCAACUUGGAGUUUAUGGACCGACUGAGCCACCAGCUGGAGGACAUGCUGCUCUCCUGCAAGUACCGAGGAGAACCCUGCGGUGCUCACAACUUCUCCUCCGUGUUCACCAGGUACGGCAAGUGCUACAUGUUCAACGCGGCCGAGGACGGCAAGUCGCUGCGCACCACCAUGAAGGGUGGCACGGGGAACGGCCUGGAGAUCAUGCUGGACAUCCAGCAGGACGAGUACCUGCCGGUGUGGGGGGACACAGAGGACACGGCGUUUGAGGCGGGGGUGCGAGUCCAGAUCCACAGCCAGGCGGAGCCCCCGUUUGUGCACGAGCUGGGCUUCGGCGUGGCGCCCGGCUUCCAGACCUUUGUCGCCACGCAGGAACAGCGGCUGACCUACCUGCCUCCCCCGUGGGGAGAGUGCGAGUCCAAGGCUCUGGAGUCGGGCUUCUUCCAGGUGUACAGCGUGACCGCCUGCAGGAUCGACUGCGAGACGCGCUACAUCGUGGAGAACUGCAACUGCAGGAUGGUGCACAUGCCCGGUGACGCCUCGUACUGCACCCCCGAGCAGUACAAAGACUGCGCUGAGCCCGCCCUUGCUAAGCUGUCGGCGGCGGAGAGCAGCAGCUGCAUGUGCAGGACGCCGUGCAACGUGACGCGCUACAACAAGGAGCUGUCCAUGGUCAAAAUUCCCAGCAAGACGUCGGCGCGCUACUUGCAGAAGAAGUUCAACAAGUCCGAGAAGUACAUCUCGGACAACAUUUUGGUAUUGGACGUGUUUUUCGAGGCUCUCAACUACGAGACCAUCGAGCAAAAGAAAGCCUACGAGGUGGCAGGCCUGCUAGGUGACAUCGGGGGCCAGAUGGGCCUCUUUAUCGGCGCCAGCAUCCUCACCAUCCUGGAGCUCUUUGACUACGCCUACGAGGUGUUGCGAGACCGACUACUGGACCUGCUGAGUCCAGAGGAUGAGGAGGAGGGUCGCAGGGGAGACGUGACUUCCUGCGAUCCGGUUGCCAACCACUCCGAGUCCAUCAGCCACAGUGUAGCCGUCCCUCUGCAGACCACCUUGGGCACCUUGGAGGAGAUCGCCUGCUGAGGCCCCGCCCCACCUCCUCCGAGGCUGCCUCAUACGGCCAACGCCGCGUCCUCUGUUGGGACAUUGCCGCAGGAUGCAAACAAGGACGACGGGGGCACUCAAUCACGCCACCGCUACUUGAGGCCCUAAAACUGUUGGCUUGGGGGGUGGGGUCGAGGGAUUGGAGCGGGGGGGGCGAGGGCUUUACCCCCCCCCCUAAGUACCAUCCAUUAGUGGCUGGCUGCCACAUGGACACAGUGGAGGGGAUGCUGAGCUGGCGUUUAUCACUCUUAAUGUGUCGAUCUUUUAAGCGCAGUGCAGGUGCCGCCCUCUUCUGGACGCCCCGGGCGGCGGGGGCCCACAUCUGGAAUGUACAGCUUGAACUCUGAUCCCAUUUCAGCUCCAAAACACCACCAAUGUUACAUCCUUCAAAGCAGUAAACUUCACUUCUGACAGUUUGAUUUGAAAAAAGAGCGGCUAAGAAGGAUCUUUGAAGGGAUGUCACACUCCCGCUGUUAUUUAAGGGGCAAAGGUUGAGUGUUGUAUGGUGGCAUAUCCGCGUCUGGCUUUAUUUUCAUGGCACAGGGUGUCGGAGCGUGAUUUGGUCAAGCGCACCGCAGUGAGCAGCAUCAUGGCCUCUGAUGUGCAGUCCGGUGGGCCCUAAAGAGGCCUUGAUUUGGUUUAACUCUCUCACGCCUUCUCGUCUCCCUUUUUGCCACUUGCACCAAAGGGACGGGGACGUCCGGCGCUGUGUCGGACUGCGCCGCUCACUGAAAUUGCGCUGGCCCCACCCUGUUGGCCCCGGUCUACGGAAAUAGAGCCGCUGGUGUUUUGACCAUCAACCAAAAGAUGCCAAACCAAUGGAAGACAAUUUGUCCCAAACAUCUCAGCAGAAUGCUUUUUGUACUUUUUUGUAAUUAUGCUGUGAAAUAAUAAAUGUGUGUGUCCCCCCUUAAUCCCCCGCCCUACCACUUGGACACAAAGACUUGGUGUCACCUAACAAGCGGGGGGGGGGGCAUUUUGAACUUGUUGAAUGUCAAGGACACAACAUGGGAUGCAGCAGCGUGUGGAAUAUUUGUGAUUAUUUUCUUUUUUUUUUUAAUUCCCGUGAUCAUCCCAGCAUGAUCAGCUCGCCCGCUCGCAACCAAAACCUCACUGGACUUUUUAGCUUUUUUGUUUUACGAUAAAUUCUGAUUUCCCCGUCUGCGCUUCAAAGCCGCCGUCUUCGUGUUCCGUGUCAUUCCCAAACGCAAACACGCUUCCUUCUCCUCCUCCUGCUCCUUCUCCUCCUCCUUCUGCUCCUCCUCGUCCUCCCUGGGCAGCGCCAAAAAAAAAAUCAUUGUGUGUUUUCAGUGUGAAACCAUUAAAUGAAUUUGUUGUUUUGCACUCCGCUCUUCUUCUUUUUCUUCUUCUUCUUCUUCUUCUUCUUCAACAAGCUGGAAUUGCCAAAUGCAACAGGAAAAUGCAGCAUA
Molecule: messenger RNA, 4100 nt
Organism: Doryrhamphus excisus (bluestripe pipefish)
Lineage: Eukaryota; Metazoa; Chordata; Actinopteri; Syngnathiformes; Syngnathidae
Gene: asic2
Product: acid-sensing (proton-gated) ion channel 2
Biological process (GO): sodium ion transmembrane transport
Cellular component (GO): plasma membrane
Molecular function (GO): ligand-gated sodium channel activity
Source: RefSeq, a predicted model, not a curated record